AUGAGCCUGGCGCGAGGUGCGCGUGCGCCGUGGGCGUGUGCCGUGUCUUUUGUGCGUGUGGCGUGUCCGGGAUCACGCACGGCAAGUGGUCCAUGGGGCGCACCGGUGCGCUUGUACUCGACGCCGCCCGAGCCCCGUCGCGGCGUGCUUCAUGCGCUCCAAAGCCGCGCGAAUGACUGGUACCAGCGCACCCGUCCGGCGGCUGAGAAGCGCAUCAGCGAGCUGAGCCAGCGCUGGAACGAGUUUUCUGGUUACGGAGAAAUCGAGGGCUUGAAGGCACAGGUCGAUGUGGAAACGAUCCGCCUCAAAGAGCUGCAGGAAGAAAAGAACCUGGCCAAAUCGAUCUAUAUCCAGGCCGUAGCCGACCGCUCCGCCGCGCAGCGCCGCACGAGCGACCUACUUACCAGGAAGCCGUCGUGGAACGAUGCAGAUCUCGUCGAGUACACCAAGCUCUUGCACUCCGAGCACUCGCUCGCCAAGGCCGAGGAGCAGAGCGAGCAAAAGUACGAAGAGGCUGAAGGCGCGAUGCACCGCGGCUUUGAUGACCUCAUGCGCAGCGUCAUGAACCGGUACCACGAGGAGCAUCUAUGGAGCGACCGCGUGCGAAGUGUGAGCACCUAUGUGAGCGUUGGCCUCGCGAUUCUGAACGUCUUGGUCUUUAUGUUGGCGCUCCUGCUCUUUGAGCCGUACAAGCGGCGGAAGCUGGCGCUUACGCUGGAGCAGCGUCUCAUCCAAGGCGAAGAAGAGGCGCGCGAGCGCAUGGCGGCUGCGAUCGUGUCGGUCGACCGGCACCUCGAGCGCCUCGAGGGUGCGAUCACCGGCAAGACGACGUCGGACGCUUCCGCCGAGCACCUCGCGGCCGAGGUCGACGACAAGGAAGCGCUCGCCCAAGCGCCGGUGGCCAAGAAGCUGCCUCCGCCUGCUCCCCGGCGCAUCUUCCCUACGCUGCCCAACUUUGCUUGGGUACGCGAAGUGGUGCAUUGGUUCGCGGUGCUUCGCGAGCAUACGGAGCAGUUUGUGUCGCACUACCUGCCUUUUUCGCAUAGCGAGCAAGUGUCGCUCGCCGCCGGCACCACAGGUGUGGUGCUUGCGAGUGCACUGACGUACUGGGCGUCGCUGUUCUUUUUGUAG
Malassezia japonica is the source of this 1131-nucleotide messenger RNA. RefSeq names its product sensitivity to high expression protein she9 (gene SHE9). Gene Ontology annotation, cellular component: mitochondrial inner membrane. NCBI's taxonomy places the organism in Eukaryota, Fungi, Basidiomycota, Malasseziomycetes, Malasseziales, Malasseziaceae. The record is from RefSeq and is a predicted model, not a curated record. Bases 1 to 1131 code for a protein of 376 amino acids. The transcript has 3 exons. Gene Ontology annotation, biological process: inner mitochondrial membrane organization.